Molecule: messenger RNA, 4327 nt
Organism: Pisolithus orientalis
Lineage: Eukaryota; Fungi; Basidiomycota; Agaricomycetes; Boletales; Pisolithaceae
Product: armadillo-type protein
Exons: 22
Coding region: 57-3830 (1257 amino acids)
Biological process (GO): mitotic sister chromatid cohesion
Source: RefSeq, a predicted model, not a curated record
AAGCGCCGACGAGGGGGUCAUUAUAUUGCAAGCUGUCCCGACACCCGACUGCCGCAAUGGUGGCACAGACGCGUACCGCGAAUACGGCACAGAAGAAACUCACUUUCAAUGAGAAACUGGUCGGGAAGAACCUUGGCACCGAUGCGUUGCUCAAAAAACUCAAAGCCCUGCACACGGAACUCUCAGAACUCGACCAGGAGAUAGUCGACGUGCACUCGCUCUCCUCCGUUCGGACCCAGCUCAUAAACACCUCUCUUCUCCUUCAUAAGGAAAGGGGUGUCAAGGCUUACGUCGCAUGUUGUCUUGCUGAUAUUCUCCGACUCUAUGCGCCCGAUGCCCCUUAUACCGUAACCGAGCUCAGGGAUAUCUUCCAGUUCUUUUUCAGGCAGCUCUCAGCUGGCCUUAAGAGCACGGAGUCAACGUAUUAUAACGAGUACUUCCGCUUGCUCGAGUCCCUGUCGGUUGUGAAGAGUGUCGUUCUUGUCUGCGAUCUCCCCAAUGCCGAGGAGCUCAUGAUCGAAGUUUUCCGCGACUUCUUUGCCCUCGUACGGCGCGACCUUGCUAAGAAGAUCGAACUGUUUAUUGCAGAUAUACUCAUUGCACUCAUAGACGAAUGUCAGUCACUUCCAACCGAGGUCCUUGAAGUUAUCAUGGCGCAAUUCAUGGACAAGAACACUCGUAUGGAUCAGCCCGCUUACCGUCUUGCUGUUCAAAUCUGCAAUACAACUGCAGACAAACUUCAACGUCAUGUCUGUCAAUACUUUACCGACAUCAUCAUCACAAAUUCUCGGGACCUUCAGUCGGAAAGUGACUAUGAGGAAAUCCGUACCGCGCACGAACUCGUUAAACAACUUGCUCGAUCGUGUCCCUCACUCCUGCACAGCGUGAUUCCACAGUUAGAAGAGGAAUUGCGGACGCUUGGGGAGAUGUUUGGAGACAAAGGGGGAGCGGACCUUGUUCGAAAAUAUCCAUCAACUUGGAAUGUGUGGUUGAUGCGAAAGGGCGACAAAGCACCCCCCGUGCGUUUGAAACUUGUGGAAAGCGCAAAGGGCUUAGUCCUAAAUUUACCUGAGCAUCGAGAAACAAUAGAAGAUAUUUUGAGGCUCAAGCUGUUAGACCCGGACGACAAGGUCCGAGCCGCAGUGUGCAAAGUGUACUCGCAGCUUGACUAUGAAACGGCCCUUCAUCAUGUUUCUACUAGUCAAUUACGCGCUGUGGCUGGCCGUGGAAUGGAUAAGAAGCAUACUGUUCGUGUUGAGGCUUUAAAUGCUAUAGGGAAGCUUUAUGCUCUCGCCUAUCCUGAAAUUGAGAACGGUGAUCCCUCAGCGAUCGAACAUUUCUCUUGGAUCCCUAACCAGGUUUUUCAUAUUGCGAAUGUGACGCUUGAGAGCAAACCAGCGGCCGAACAAGUCAUAGCGGACUAUAUUUUUCCGUUACCGCCGUUGUCAAAUGUUGCGUCAACAUCGACAUCGAAAAAUAUCGAGGUCGACGAAACAGUAUGGACGGACAGGUUGUUGAAUGUCAUGCAAUAUCUAGAUGAUACUGCAAUCAAUGCCGUGUUGAGCAUGUCUGGGGUCAAAGUUAAUCGUCCCACAGCAUAUGAACACUUCUUACAGGCUUGCAUACAGAACAAUGGUGGCGUGAUCGACGAAAACGAGGAGGCUGUGAAACAGAAGCUAGUCAAUAUCAUUCGUCAUCUGUCCAGACAAUUUUCGGAUCCCCACAAAGUGACUGAGGACCUGCAAGCUUUUGCCAAAGCCAAUGAAAAUCGAUUAUACAAGCUUCUGAAGACAUGCAUGGACCUUCAGUCCGACCUCAAAAGUAUAGUGAAAGCAUCUAACGAGUUUUUACGACGGGUUGAACAAUCUCACGAAUCUAUUCUUUCUACAAUGUCUAUAUUCAUCCGCCGUUGCACCCUCCGUAUCCUUAACCAAUCAUCCAUCUCACCCCUCCUCAAACGCCUCCAAAAAUCUUCUUCAUCCUCCGUUGCUUCCCCGAUGACGAAGCACAUACAUCAACUUCUAACAUAUGUCUCGAAGCACUGUCCCGCGCUGUACAAGGCGCACAUGGGUGAACUGACUAAAGCGAUUGCCGAUGAAAAGAAUAUAAUGCUUGUGGAACUCGGUAUGCAAGCGUUAGCAGCCGUGGUACGAACAGACGAGUCUCUUACUUCGUUUGACAAGCGAACGAUGGAUCGCGUAACGAAGUAUGCAUUAGGUGAGAACCGCAGAGUGACAAAAUUUGCAUCGAGGCUGCUGGCUUCCUUGAAGGGGGGUGAUGAACAGUGCAUGCAAGUUAUAGAAUCUGUGGCGCAGAGACUCCCAGAUGCCGGGCCGGAGAUGCUGGUUGCGCAUACCACUCUACUUGUCCAGAUGGCCCGUUUUCGGUCGGAGGCCUUCGAACACAAAAGUGAUGACAUCAUGGCUUUUUUGGUCAAAAAGCUGCUGGUGGCACCGAGCCAGGCAGAUGAUGAAGAUAUGGAUGUGGAUAAUGACUGGGUAAACGACGAUGACGUCCCACCGAUCCUUCGAGCUCGGAUUCAAGCCUUGAAAGUCUGCCGAAAUCGCUGUCUUGCCCACGCGUCCAGUUCAAAUGCUAUUGACAUCGCUACGCCUGCUUUGAAGAUGUUCACGGCUCUAAUUCAGCAUUCUGGUUCAUUCAAGGUAGACGCCUCGGAUAGCCCAUCUGUCAAGUCACGCAUGCGAUUGCAAGCAGCCGUAUCGUUGUUGCAUUUAUCGGCCGUCGAGGCAUAUGCCACCGUGAUCAAUCCUCAUUUUGUCUGGCUAGCCAUCACUGUCCAAGACCCAUGUUACCACGUCCGAAUGAUUUUCCUCACGAAACUCAUAUCUCUACUUUCUCCACGCAAACUGCCGCCCCGCUUUAAUACAAUCCCGUUCCUCACAGUCCUGGAUCCUGAGGAUGAUGUUCGCAACAGGGCCACGGCAUACGUUUCAUUCGCAAACCGCACACUGCCACCAGCCGCGCGCGUUGAACACCUUGAAGUGAUCUUCAUACGCCUUCUUCACCUACUGGCACACCACCCCGAUUUUUCAAUUGCUCACGAAAAUUUGCAAGACAUGGCAAAAUACGUGGAGUUUUACCUCGAUCAGAUAAUAUCUUCCGAGAACAUUUCCCUUCUUUACCACCUCGCGAUGAAAGCCAAAACCGUCCGCGACGCCGAAUCACAUACAUACAGCGAGCAUCUAUAUGCAAUGAGCGAACUUGCACAGGAACUGAUCAAAGCGCGCGCGCAAGCCCGGUCGUGGGCGCUUCAGAGCUUCCCCGGAAAAGUGAAGCUUCCAUCAGAUAUAUUCCGUUCCCUUCCAAAUCCGGAAGCAGCCGUGAAGAUCCUAAAGACGGUGUAUCUCCCUCAGGAGACAAUUGAGUGGCUGGCUGAGGCCGCGAAGCCGCACAAGACAGCAGCCACCGCUGCAGCGAAGGAAAAACGGCGCGAGGCAAGGGAGGCGAGGGACGAGAAGUCGCCGCAAGGUGCCAAACGCAAAGCAUCUCGUCCGCGUGUGAACGGCGCAGCGAAACGUGCAAAGCCAUCGGCACGCUGGAUGAGUGAUCAGUCUGAGACUGCGGAAUCGUCGUCGGAUCCGGAAGACCAUUCCGAAGACGAGUCUCCGCAUUCUGAAAGGCAUUCAUCCCCGAAGACUUCAAAGUCCGGGCUGAGUGAGGACGAGGGGCAGGACAGCGACAAAGAAGGGGUCUCUGCAAACGAAGACACUUCUAAGGCCAGAAGAGCAGGUCGAAAAGCUCGGACGAGAGCAAAGGCAAAGAUCAGUCAACAGAUCAGAGGGGGCACGGUGCGAUCGAAGAAAUCCUAACCAAAUCCAUAACCCAGAAUCCAGCAGUCCAGCUAGUCGAUCCGUUUUAUGUGGCCCCGUCAGCUGCUUCCUGCAACAACCUUCGUUAUCCUCUCGUAGUCAUUCUCGGUUUUGUGUGUUUUCUUUCUUUCUUUUUUUUUUUUUGUUUCCCAAUCAGUUGUGUACUACGCCAUCCAAGUGUUCAUUAUCCAGAUACGGUCUGCCAUUAACCCCUUCCACGAGUACCCUUCAUUCCGAUGUUGAUACGCCAUCCUUGCUACUGUGCUACAUAUGUAUAUGUGUAUAUACCUUUCUUCUAUAUUGGUGGAAAGUCUUCACAACCGGAAGUGGUACAGUGAGACGAUUCAUAAUCGAAGACUAGGAUUUAUGGACGGCGUGCCAAAGCACAAGUGUAGAGAAAGCCUGCUACGAGGUGAAGAAUCUGUUACACGUGGGCCAAGCUCGCAGCAAGAGCAGGUAGAAGGUAUAGUAAGGUAUAGCAUGUAAGUAAGUACAGU